Molecule: messenger RNA, 8847 nt
Organism: Neodiprion virginianus
Lineage: Eukaryota; Metazoa; Arthropoda; Insecta; Hymenoptera; Diprionidae
Product: probable chitinase 10
Exons: 29
Coding region: 202-8319 (2705 amino acids)
Biological process (GO): carbohydrate metabolic process; chitin catabolic process
Cellular component (GO): extracellular region
Molecular function (GO): chitinase activity; chitin binding
Source: RefSeq, a predicted model, not a curated record
CGUACCAGGCCGAGGCCUUAUUCAUCGACAAAGACAAUAGGCCAUCUUCGAUUGACGCAUCUUCCGUCAGUUUUCAUUAUACACCGAGCAACGAUACGGAUCGGGUGUCGUCGCUCGAAAAUCGGGGCCGCAAGUGCCCGCUGUACGAUUAUAUCGUUUGUACCGCAAUAAUUGCUCGUCGACAGAACGUAGGUUUCAGCAAUGAGCUGGUUUAGCCUGGCCCUUCUGGGCAUCACGGCACUCACCGUUGUGACACCGUUUCGCAUAACAAAUAACAGACAGAAGCACGUGCCACCUUCCGAUGUGUUGUCUUUCCAACGAGGUGCCGUCGAACGACCGCCUGAAGUACCAAAAAAAAUAACCGACCAAUCGGAAUAUGGGGCAAAACAAUUACCCUUAAGGACUGCCGUUGAGGCUCCGCCAGAUAUAAUUGGCUCUAAAUCGCUACCGUUGAGGGCGGCUGUUGAAAGUAUUCCACCAGAACUGAGCAGAAAAGUGCCAUUAAGAGAUUCUGUUGAAUAUCGAGUGGCGCCUUUCUUUGGCGGUCUGGAUCAGGAUUCCAUCUGGAUUGAACGCCUUACACCACCAUCUCUUCGCGAUACAAGGGCCUCGUCGCAUGUUAUAUGUCACCUUGAAACCGAGGCUGCCUAUAGGCAAGAACCCUUUGCCUUCUUACCUCAAUCGUUACCAGAUCGCAAAUGCAGUCAUUUAAUCUAUGGUGCUGCUACUUUGGAUCCCCACGAAUUGACGGUGGUUCCCCGUGAUCCUGAAUUCGAUGAGAUCAAAGGUGGAUACAAAGCAGCACUGGGAUUAAAGCAAAGAGAUCCGGCACUUAGAGUGCUGAUAUCAAUAUCUUCGCCCGGCAGUGGUAGAGUGUUCAGAGAAAUGGUACACGGACAAGAAUGUUGCCAAACCUUUGUCAAUUCUGUCCUCGAUUUCCUGGAGGUUUACAAAUUUGACGGAAUAGAAAUUGACUGGGAGGGUGCAACGAAUGCAGAGAUGAGAAUGUUGCUGAGGCAGUUGCAGGACCCGAUGAAAGAACGCGAUCUCAUGCUAGUCGUAGCUGUCAGGCCCAAUGAUCCAGUAGAUGCAGAAAUUUCUGAAAUGUCGGAUCUUCUGAUCUUCAGGUCCUGGAGGGAUAAAAACUGGUCCAACGUCGCGUUACAUCCAGCUCCUAUCGGCUUCAUCAGCGAAAUGGUCGAUAGAUGGAUAAAGAGUGGGACAGACAGCGAUAAAAUUAUACUUGGUAUACCACUUUUUGGGAAUAGCUAUACUCUGAAGUUCAAAAACUUCACCGACGCUGGUGCACCGAUAUCUGGAUUAGGAUAUCCUGGAAAAUAUACAGGACAUCGUGGGACUUUGGCUUAUUACGAGAUUUGCGAAAAAAUAGAAGACGGAUGGUUUUAUGGAAGAGACGAAGAAGGUUCAUACAUCAAAUAUGGGGACCAAUGGAUAGGAUACGAUGAUCCUUUAUCAGUGAAAUUGAAGAUGGCAUACAUCGAAAAAAAACAACUCGGUGGAGUAUCACUAUGGGCUCUUGAUUUGGACGACUUCCAGGGCCUGUGUGGUAAUGCCUGGCCAUUACUCACUGCUGCUACUAAAGCUUUUGAAUUUUAUGGCACGACCUUGAGAAAGUGUUACGAAGAAGGAUUGUUUAGUGAUCCUAAUGAUUGCUCAGGAUUCCUAUCUUGUGAUAAUGGUGAACUAUCACGUGGAAGUUGCGGUUUUGGUAGAUUCUUCGAUGCAGUAACAGGCCUCUGCGUAAAGGCAUCACCUCAGAUUUGUAUCCCUGGUCAGACACUUCGUAUUUCUCAACCGGACUUGGAAUAUGAAAGAUUUCGUGAAUCGGAAGAAGUAGAGAAUCUGGAAAUGAAGCAAGGCGAGACGCGAGUUGUAUGCUACAUCACAUCUUGGGCUAUGUACAGAAAAGGCGAAGGAAAAUUUGUGCCUGAACAUAUAGAUCCGAGAUUAUGCACAGAUGUGGUUUACGCCUUUGCUGGUUUAAAUCCUGAUACCCUACUUAUACAACCAUUCGAUCCUUGGGCAGAUAUUGAAAAUAAUUUGUACCAAAGAGUCACUUCGAUCAAAGGUCCACGAGUGCUUUUGGCAAUUGGCGGCUGGACAGAUAGUUCUGGUGAUAAAUAUUCUCGUCUCGUUAGCAGCGGGACGUCACGAAGAAAAUUUGUAGCUGCGGUAAUAAGCUUCCUGCGACGUCAUAAUUUUAAUGGCUUAUCAUUCGAGUGGAAUUAUCCUCGUUGUUGGCAAAGUAAUUGCAAGAGAGGUAUGGAGUCCGACAAACCAAACUUCACAAAGCUGAUAAAAGAACUUAGAAGCGAGUUCGACAAACAAGUCCCAAAGUUGACACUGGCUGUUAGUAUAUCCGGAUACAAAGAAGUCAUAGACAACGCAUACAAUAUGGACCAAUUAUCAGACUUGGUAGAUUUUAUGUCUGUUAUGACGUACGACUAUCACGGUGCAUGGGAAACUAUAACUGGUCAUGUGGCACCUUUAUACCGGCUGCCAGGGGAUAAAUAUAUACAUUACAAUGUGAAUUAUACAAUGGAAUACCUCGUAAGUCUUGGAGCAGCAAGAUCUAAGCUCCUGGUUGGAUUACCCUUUUAUGGUCAAGCCUUCAGACUUUCUGAACCUAGCCAGUCAAGCUUAGGAGAUCCCGCUGCUGGGCCAGGUACAUCUGGCGAAUUCACAAGGCAACCAGGGAUGUUGGCAUAUUACGAAAUCUGCAAUAGGCUACAAAAUCAAAGGUGGAAAAUUGGCCCAGGGCCAAACGCACAUUACAAGGACCAGUGGGUUGGCUUCGAUGACAUAGACAACAUCAAGAUGAAGGGAGAAUAUAUACGGGACAAUGGAUUUGGCGGAGCUGCUGCGUGGACCAUUGACUUGGACGACUUCACUAACCGUUGUUGCCUGGAACAAUUUCCACUGCUGCGAUCUCUGAAUCGUGUCUUUGGCAGGCUAGUGACACCACCACCCGCUGAUGGUAGCUGUGAAAAACCAGCUGAGCCUGUGACUCCUUCACCGCCAACGCUAACAACUCACAGUGAUGCUAAUGAUGGAAAACCUCAACCAACUCGACCUAUGGAAACCACUACUACAACUACUAAAAAGCCAACGACUUGGCCCACUUGGACACAAUACACGAGCAGAAAACCAACAGUCACAACCCCAAGCAGUACAACAACAACGAGCACCACUACUACAAGUCAGCCUGAAAUUACAACUCAAUCAACUACAUUAGGACCGUCAACAACAUAUCCAUUAAUGGAUACAGGAGAACUGACACCUGGUAUUUCAGCACCAAUACCUGGAACGGAAUGCACACCCGGUCAAUAUUUGCCUGAUCCCAAAAAUUGUGGAACUUACUACAGAUGCGUAUUGGGUGAACUGAAAAUGGAACAGUGCGCACCGGGAUUGCAUUGGCAUGCUAAACGAGGCUUUUGCGACUGGCCAAACUCUGCAAAAUGUCAACUUGUAUCUACGACCACCGUCAAGCCAUGGUUUCCAUCAAAACGACCAGUACACAUGAAACCCUCCACUACAGGAUGGAAUAUUGAAACUGAAGCGCCAAAAAUUCCCACAACUACAACCACUACCACCACUACCACCACCACCACCACCACCACCACUCAAAGAACAACCACCACCUCACAAAAACCUACAGAAUCUUCACAACAGACCGAAUUGCCUGAAACUAUUGAACGCUGCGAGCAUGGUCAAUAUUAUCCAGAACCAGAUUCGUGUUCGCACUUCUUGAUUUGUGUCAAUGGCGUCCUCAUAAAUCAACAAUGCGGAUUAGGUCUAAAUUGGCACAAAGAUAAAAAUAUGUGUGACUGGGCGUACAAGAAUCCGUGUAAAACGGGUAACAAGAAAUAUGCUGCAUUAGUGAAGAAUACGGCUAAAAAUGCAUGUACUGCGGGAACCUUUACAGCCGUACCCGGAGAUUGUGAAAGUUACCAGACGUGUCUUUGGGGGCAACCAGAAAUAUUCCAGUGUGCCCCUGGCCUGCAUUUCAAUGCGCAAUCUGGUGCUUGCGAUUGGCCAUUCAAAGCAAAUUGCAAGGAAGAAGUAGAACCAGCUGAUCAAGCUCCUACAGAAGUUGCCAAUCUCCCAGGCAAGCCAACAAGCAAGCCGACCUGGACGAGUUCGACUACAAAUGAACUCUGGACACAAGUUACUACUCCAAGCACAACUCCGUUGCCUUCGGGAGAGGUGGAUCCGGAAAAGGUUUCACCACUAUCUGGCUAUUACAAGGUGGUUUGCUACUUCACAAAUUGGGCAUGGUACCGCAGAGGCGCAGGUCGCUACCUUCCGGAGCACAUUGAUCAUACCUUGUGCACACACAUAGUAUACGGAUUUGCGGUUCUGGACUAUUCGAAUCUUAUAAUCAAGGCACAUGAUUCUUGGGCAGAUUUCGAUAAUCGAUUCUACGAAAGAGUAGUGGCUUAUAAGCAACGCGGACUAAAAGUAUCAUUAGCAUUGGGUGGCUGGAACGAUUCGGAAGGAGAUAAAUACAGCCGUCUGGUGAACAGUCCGGCUAGCAGAGAAAAGUUUGCAAUGCAUGUGGUACAGUUCAUUGAAAAGUAUGGGUUUGAUGGACUGGAUUUGGACUGGGAAUACCCUGUUUGUUGGCAGGUUGAUUGCAAAAAAGGUCCAGCCUCCGACAAGGCAGGUUUUUCAGCACUGGUGGAGGAGUUGAGCUCGAUCCUACGACCAAAGGGCUUAUUAUUAACAGCUGCAGUGUCACCGAAUAAAAAAGUCAUAGAUGCAGGAUAUGACGUACCAGUUCUAGCAAAAUAUUUGGACUGGAUAGCAAUAAUGACUUAUGACUACCAUGGACAAUGGGACAAAAAGACUGGUCAUGCAGCACCGCUGUACUAUCACCCAGAUGAUGAAGCUUACUUCUUUAAUGCAAACUAUUCAGUUAAUUACUGGAUAUCUAAAGGAGCACCGCCGAGAAGUCUUGUUAUGGGCAUGCCACUGUACGGACAAUCCUUCUCCGUAAAUGAUCCAAAAGCAGGCGUUUCUCUAAAUGCGCCAGCCAGUGCUGGCAAUGCUGGAGAGUUUACCAGAGCCGCUGGAUUUUUGUCAUAUUAUGAAAUUUGUGAUCGAAUCCACAAUCGUGGGUGGACUGUGGUGCAAGACCCGCAGCGUCGAAUGGGACCCUAUGCUUACAAAGGAAAUCAGUGGGUCAGUUUCGACGACGCCGAUAUGCUCAGACAAAAAUCCCAGUUUAUUCGGGACAUGAAUCUUGGUGGAGGCAUGGUUUGGGCUUUGGAUCUUGACGAUUUCAGAGGAAAGUGUGGAGAAGGAGCUCACCCCUUGAUGCAUACUAUCCAACAAGUACUAACAGACCCACCAAAUGAACAUGACAGACCCAUUCAGCCUCCAGCCUUUGGCGAGGAACUCCAAUGGGAGAUUCCUACAGAAACAACAGACAUUGCAAAACCCGAUACACCGUCAAUAUCCCCCGAACCACUACAUGCAACUAGUAAUGAGUUUAAAGUGGUCUGUUACUUUACAAAUUGGGCAUGGUACAGACAAGAAACUGGAAAAUAUCUUCCUGAGGAUAUUGAUCCCGAUUUAUGUACGCACAUUAUUUAUGGAUUCGCAGUUCUUGAUACAACAAGUCUGACCAUUAAACCGCACGAUUCUUGGGCUGAUCUUGACAAUAAAUUCUACGAGCGAGUCGUUGCAUUCAGAUCCCGUCGCGUCAAAGUAUUAUUGGCUCUUGGUGGUUGGAACGAUUCGGCUGGAGAUAAGUACAGUCGACUAGCCAAUUCUGCUGCUGCCAGAAAACGAUUUGUCGCCCAUGCCACACAAUUUGUUGAAAAGUAUAACUUCGAUGGGUUGGAUUUAGAUUGGGAAUAUCCUGUAUGCUGGCAGGUGGACUGUGGAAAAGGCCCAGCUUCAGAUAAGGAAGGUUUUAGUGCGCUUCUUGAAGAACUGAGUGCUGAAUUCAAACCUAAAGGUCUUCUCUUAUCGUCAGCUGUAUCACCAAAUAAACGGGUGAUUGAUGCAGGCUAUGAUGUCCCGGUCCUUGCUAAAUACUUGGACUGGAUAGCUGUAAUGUCAUACGAUUACCACGGACAGUGGGACAAGAAAACAGGGCACAAUGCACCCUUCUACGAACGGCCUGAUGACUGGGAUCCUACAUUCAAUGCUAACUUCUCUAUUCAUCACUGGAUGGCAAAAGGUGCACCAGCUAAGAAGUUGGUCAUGGGUGUUCCUUUUUAUGGUCAAUCAUUCUCACUGGCAGAAAGUAAGGAACGAGGUCUAAACGUACCGACCUAUGGUGGUGGUGAAGCAGGUGAAGGAACGAGAGCCAGAGGAUUUUUGGCAUACUACGAAAUCUGCUCACGAACGCAGCAACGGGGAUGGACUGUAGUGCAAGACCCAUUAAGGAGAAUUGGACCGUAUGCAUAUAAGGGAGAUCAAUGGGUCAGCUUUGACGAUGCACAACAACUACAACUAAAAGCAGAUUUCAUCAAAAACCUUGGACUGGGUGGUGGCAUGGUCUGGGCUCUAGACUUAGAUGACUUUAAAAACGAGUGUGGUUGCGAACCAUACCCAAUGCUACGAACGUUGAAUCGAGUGUUGAGGAACUAUCCUGACGGACCAUUAUGCUCCAUCGCAGAAUUCGUUGAAACUGAAGAACCUCCCUCGGUUACAUCAUCCCCUAUGAAGCCGCCGUCAACACCUAGUUACGAACCUCCUCGGCCCACAAAACCUACUUACAAACCUCCGCAGUCGACAAAACCUAGCACAACUUCACGACCUAUUUAUGUGUCCACGACUGAGAUUGAUGAGUCGAUUGAAAUUGAAGUCAUCUCAUUACCAGCUCCCCCGCCACCAAUUGGAGAUUGCCAAGGCGAGAUGUACUUGCCUCAUGAAAAAGAUUGCUCCAAAUAUUACCUCUGCAAUUUCGGACAGGUAACAGAGCAAAUGUGUGCAGGAGGUCUUCACUGGAAUAAGGAUCAUUGCGAUUGGCCAGAGAAUAGUGAAUGCAAGAAAAAGCAACAAAUUUCAACAAUAGAGUCUAACGUACCUGGAGAAGCAGAGUCACCAGCUGUAACACCAUCUGCACCAAUACCAGUAAUUUCCAACGAAAAACCUUCUAACGUACCCGAAGGGCCAAUCAUUGUCGACAGGCCUAAUGCAGGGCAGAAAAAAAUGGUUUGCUACUUCACAAAUUGGGCUUGGUAUAGGCCUGGAAUUGGAAAGUAUGUUCCAGAAGACAUCGACACAAACCUGUGUACACAUAUUGUGUACGGCUUUGCUGUAUUAGACACAGAAGAACUGAAGAUUAAGACGCAUGACUCUUGGGCAGAUAUUGACAAUGAGUUCUACCGCAAGGUAACAUCUCUAAAGGCAAGAGGAAUAAAAGUGUUGAUAGCAAUUGGAGGCUGGAAUGACUCAGCUGGAGACAAGUACAGUCGAUUGGUCAACAAUCCGGAUGCCAGAAGAAAGUUCAUAAUCAAUGUUCUGAAGUUUAUUGAAAAAUACGACUUUGACGGACUUGAUUUGGAUUGGGAAUAUCCCGUUUGCUGGCAGGUGGAUUGCAACCUUGGACCAUCUUCUGAUAAGGAAAGUUUCGCAGCUUUCCUUCAAGAAUUGAGCAACGAAUUUAGACCUAAGGGACUCUUACUAUCUGCUGCCGUAUCCCCAAGCAAACGAGUUAUAGAUUAUGGCUACGAUGUACCAGCACUGGCUGAAUAUCUAGACUGGAUUGCUGUGAUGGCGUACGACUAUCACGGACACUGGGAACGUAAAACAGGUCAUGUCGCUCCGCUCUACUACUAUCCUGGCGACGAAUUCGACUACUUCAAUGCCAAUUACUCAAUGAAUUACUGGAUAUCAAAGGGAGCACCCCCAAAUAGUCUUGUUAUGGGUGUACCACUAUAUGGACAGAGUUUCACUUUAACUAGCGUAUCAAAUAGAGGAUUGCAAUCGGCUGCUUCGGGACCGGGCCAAGCUGGUGAAUUCACACGAGCUGGUGGUUUUCUUGCUUAUUAUGAGAUAUGUCACAAGGUGAAAAACGGUCGUUGGACAGUGGUCAAAGAUUCUGAGGGACGACUAGGGCCAUAUGCUACAUCCGGAGAUCAGUGGGUCAGUUAUGAUGAUAUUGUUGAAGUCACAAGAAAGGCAAAUUUGAUACGAGAUCUAGAUCUUGGAGGUGGCAUGGUCUGGGCAUUGGAUCUUGAUGACUUCACAAACCGAUGCGGAUGUGGAAGAUACCCACUUUUAACUGCACUGAAUCGUGCUUUACAGGGAGAAUCGAAUCAGGCCCACGAUUGCGUUUAAGUAUAUUUAUUUCAUCUGUAUUUAACAGAUACAUAAUAACUAUGACAAGGGAGUAUCAUCUCCGAGGAAAUGCGUUUGAUAAAGUAAGUUGACGAAGCCUUUGAUUUUCCAAGUAAAACGAAUUACCUCUAAGCAUCAAAUUUACUUUUAAAUCAUCUCAACUCAAUUCACAUGAAAUUCUAUAGAAUUUCAUUCUUUUUUUUUUUAUUUACGUAAAAAUGACCGUUAAGACACUAUUAAUAUCUAGUUAAAAUAUAAUUUGCACUAUGUCUAUAAGAUUGUGAGGAAACUCUUCCGAGUGACAUGAUUUGAAUUGCUCAAAAUUAUAUACAUAUGUAACAUACAUUAUUGUAUGUAACUCUUAUGCAGACACUAAUUGUCAUGUCACCUGAGAAGAAAAUAUACAUGGAUUGCUGGUGAUUAUGAAUGUAGUGAUAAUAAUAGUUGAUAAUCUACUAUAUCCUAGCCAUAAAAAUUCCAUACUUUUACAUAGUUUGUAUAGUACUUAAUAAAGGACUGCUAUUUUUA